Molecule: messenger RNA, 8638 nt
Organism: Saccostrea cuccullata (small rock oyster)
Lineage: Eukaryota; Metazoa; Mollusca; Bivalvia; Ostreida; Ostreidae
Product: FRAS1-related extracellular matrix protein 1-like
Exons: 11
Coding region: 1095-7535 (2146 amino acids)
Biological process (GO): cell communication; anatomical structure morphogenesis
Cellular component (GO): membrane
Molecular function (GO): DNA binding; site-specific DNA-methyltransferase (cytosine-N4-specific) activity
Source: RefSeq, a predicted model, not a curated record
AUAAGAAAAAGUAUAACAACGGAGCACGAGCACUUCUUAGCAGGGAGAUAACGCCUGGAUCUAAAUCCCUCGCAGUCGGAUGUUAAACCACGAACUUGAAACUUUAAUGGGAUUUCAAAUGCAAAUUUAGUCGGUGAUGGAUUAAAAUCUUUAAUCCACAAUAGCUCUAUCUGCUGAGGAAAAGGGGGAAACCACCCCGUAUCUUUCAUCCAUAGGUGAGGAUCAGCCGCACACCUUGUCUAUAGGUGUAAAUACUCAAGUCUUUGACAUAAAGUUUACUUAUUCGGUGGAUUUACAAUGUGCAUGAGCUGCAAGAAGUCGUUUUAUUUUCACUUUAACAAUCGUUUGGUCCAAUAAGUGACUUCCCAGUGAUAAUACGACAAUAAUAUAUAGUACUAUACAUAUCACGUGGUGUCUAGCGGGAGGAACAAAGAAUGAGUUUUUUCUUAUCACCUAAAGAACAGCAUACCUGUUAAUGCGUGGAAUUUAGAUAAAAAAGAAAAUAAUAAAUUCUAAAUUAAAAUUCAGGUGGAAUCCACAUUCAAUGGACAGUUAAAAUGCGAAAGGCGACGUGAGAACAUCUUAUACUCAGUGAAAGUUUUCCUCUAAAAUUAUAAUUAAUGGUUAUCUUUAACUAUAUAGGAUAAAACGAACCUAAAAUUCUGGAUUGGAUUUUAAUGCUAGAAAUAAAAUGCUAAUUUAGAAAUCAAUACUGUCGCCUGGUGUAUAUUUCAUUUUGUUACAAGACACAGGAGUUAUUGCAUGUGGUAGUAAACUACCUGGAAUUGGUGAAAAGAGGGUGCUCUGUGCGGAUUUCUUUUACUUAAUGAUGAAAAUUAAUCACUUAUCAUGUCGAGAAUAGUGGCUAUCAAUUUCUUGGAUCAUUCGUUGUAAAUUUCUGAAGACGGAAUAUAUUUUUGGGACCCGCCUAUGAUUUAGCUGCGAUCAGGCUGUCUUUAAGAGUGAGCGUUUAGAGAGCAAUGAUCGACAGGACUAUUUGACAUGACCUAUAGAUGAAGAACCCAGUGUGACAAUGUGGAGGAUAGAAUACCCUUAAUUUCGUUCAUCUUUGAUUCAUUUGAAAGCAAAGCAAGAUGGAUUUCGAAGUUUGGAUUUUACUGUUGUUUUUCCUAACAUCAAAUGCUCAGAUUCUUGUAAGUAAAAAAGAAUUAUCAGUGAACAUAGGACGAAAUGUUUUCUUAAGGAAGGACGACUUAGUGUUUGUGGACACCGCAAAGAAGAGCGAGUGCCGAGUGGAGGUGGUCCAAAACGACCCCAUCACCCAGCGAGUCGGACAAGUCCGGCCCAUUAUGUUUGACUGCUCAUUCCAACCCAAUACCGUUCAGUACAUACACAGUGGAUCACCUUUACUAAAUAGUGACAAAGUUAAAUUACGUGUUUAUAAAUUCACCAAUAACUCCACGACUUCCCAAACUUUCCAUUUGGAUGUUCAAAUUGCCAACAAGUCCCAUGAUAUCGUGGUAACACGAGGCUUGCGCCCCAUUGUUGUUCCAGAAUUCAACGGGUUAUCCAAUCUAAUUGAUUCAUCUGUGAUACGAUUUUACUUUAGUGGUAAGAACAAUGUCUCUUGUACUGUUGGUUUUUCCACAUAUCGGUCACUUUGGCCAAUCGCUGGACAGAUCGUUGUGGGAGAGAGAAAGACUAGGGUUGAAACAAUGAGGAAAUCCUGUCGAGACUUCCUGUAUAGUAAAUUAUAUUACCAGCAUGUGCAGUCUCCAAAUCCUGACGUGGAUUAUCUUCCUUUGACAAUCGAGCUGAAAGACCCCGACGUCAGUGAUGACGUUUCUAUUGAACGUUUCUACCUCCCCAUUCACAUUAAGGGUGCUCUACCCAACUCACCCCCGAGAUCAUCCUUUUUGAGCAUAUACAUGAUGGAUGUAAACCAGUUCGUGCUUUCAACACUUCUGCCUGGUGUUAUAUCGGCUGAGGAUUAUGAAACGGACUCCAAGGAUUUGGUUUACAAUAUAACCAGUCUGCCAGGUGGCAAUGGUGGGUAUUUCGUACAUUUAGACGAUCACACAAUCCCCAUAGACUCUUUCGUACAAGAUGACCUUGAACAUCACAGAAUUGCCUAUCAACCUCCGAGUACAAGUCUGUCAGAACGCCGUGUCUUCCAAGCACAAUUUACAGUUUCCGACAGCCAUUUUGCAUCAAGUCUACCGAUUGUACUACACAUUGCAGUUCGUCCGUCUGCUACAAAUGCACCAAGAAUAGCGACUAACAAAGGUCUUGUUCUCCUUGAAGGUCAAUCAAGGCCGAUAACAAUUGCUGAACUAAAUAUACUGGACCCUGAUAAUGCAAAUUCUGUUAGUCUUUACGUACUUGGUGGCCUUAGAUAUGGUCAACUAAUGAAAAACAAAAGAUCUACAAUUGCAAUGACCCUAGAAGAUCUUCGUAAAGGUCGAAUAUCCUACCAACACGAUGACAGCGAGUCAACAAAAGAUCACAUCAAAUUCCGAAUCAGUGAUGGAGUGAACACAAUUAUGAUUACUUUCCCCAUCAUAAUAAUUCCAAAGGAUGAUUCGGCGCCAUACCUUGUGAACAGUAUUGGGUUAGAGGUCAAUGAAGGAGAGACAAGAAGGAUAUCCACUAACAUGCUUCUUGCACAUGACACAGAUUCCCUUGAUGAUAAUAUAAUGUAUAUUAUUACACAACCUCCAUCAGCUGGGGAAAUAAUAAAGAAAACAUCACAGGGAGAUACCGGGACGCGUAUUAGUAAGUUUAACCAAAGAAACAUUAAAAAGGGACAGAUUUUCUACAGACAUUUUGGGAAUGAAGUUUUUAAAGAUUCAUUUGUAUUUAAGCUCCGAGAUCACCAAGACCCUCCUAAUAAAUCGGAAGACGAAACAUUCCAUAUCAUCAUAAACCCUGUAUACGAAAAUCCACCACAGUUGGCACCUAAAGCAACAAGACUAGUCCACGUACCAGAAACUGAUAUAACGUAUAUAACGAAAGAUGAACUCCAAUACACAGACAUUGAAACAGACGACAAUAAGUUAACGUACAUAAUUACAUCUCCACCAUAUUUCGUUUACAAUGCCGGGUUUGAGGAAGCUGGAAGAAUUAUCGCUACUCACAAUUUUUCAUCAGUUACAAAGAAUGACUCAAUUCCUGCUAUAUCUACUUUUAAACAGGAGGACAUCAACCACAUGAAAAUUGCUUACAUGCCACCAUUAGCCGACAUAGGUCCCGAAUCACGCCUUGUAAGGUUUGUCUACACAGUGCAAGAUUCAAGUGGAAAUCAGGUUCUUGGACAGUAUUUUGAAAUAGACGUUCAACCAGUCAAUGAUAAACCUCCUUCUUUGCUAGUAAGUAAACUGCUGGUAGAGGAAGGAGGCAUUCUUGGGAUUUCUAAUCUUCAGUUAUCAGCUUUAGAUGAAGACACACUUCUUGAAGAUCUUGUCUUCAUUCUAGAUGAGACUCCAAAGUAUGGUGUCGUCCAGAAAAAUGGUAUGGCUCUAGCACAGAAAGGCGAGUUCAAGAUUGACGAUCUGAGGCGAAACGACAUAAGGUACGUACACGAUGGCGCAGAAGUGCUUUUAGAUUCGAUCACUCUUACUGUCAGUGAUGGAGUAAACAGAGCGACAAAGGUUGUACCGAUAGAUAUAGUUCCAAUAGACGAUAAAGCCCCUUUACUAAAAAGCAAUCUUCGACCGCGUCUUAUUGUAUCAGAAGGUGGUGAUGCAAUUGUAACGUCAUCAGUUUUGGCGGCAACUGAUGACGACACGGAUGAUAGCCAACUAAUAUUCUUAAUAGUGAAGCAGCCUAAGUAUGGAAUCAUGCAACUAGUGGAUCAGCCGGUGACAAAAUUUACCCAAAAAGAUGUCAAUGGCAACAAAGUUAAGUACAUUCAUACAGGGGGCGAAGUUGGAAACAACAUAUUACGAGACACGGUAACUUUUAUUGUCUCUGAUCAGAACUUCAUGGCGACGGGUGAUUUGCCUGUAUACGAUCUGAAUAUUACAAUUACUCCUGUGGACAACUCGAAACCAGCCAUCAUUAAAGGACUGGAGUUGGUAGUUAACGAAGGUGGAUCAGUCACUUUGACACCCGAUGCUGUUACUGCCAAAGAUCCUGACACUGAUCCCGAAGAGAUAAGUUUCGUCAUCACAAAACAACCACAAUGGGGAUACCUUGAAAAUUCAAAACCAUUGAAAGGGUCUCAAAAGUCAAGAUCGGGAAUUCGAAUUACAACAUUCAAACUCCAAGAUAUUAUUGAUAAAACAAUCAACUACGUUCAAGCCAAUCAUAAAGGAGUGGAACCAAUUUAUGACGAGGUUGAAUUUUAUGCAACUGAUGGGAAACAGAGGUCUGAUGACGUACCACUUGGUUUCAGAAUAACGCCACAAAAUGAUGAAGAACCUGAUGUUAUGCUUCAGGACUUUUCGGUAGAUGAAGGAUCUUUCAAGAUUAUCGACCAGAUCAUUGUGGAUGCAAUUGAUAUGGAUGUUCCAAAAGAACAGUUGACGUUAUCCAUUUCUCAAGCACCAGAUCAUGGUGAUAUCGUUUUAAUGAUACAGACCAAGAACGGAGAUAUGGAAGUUGCAGUUCAUGAUUUCACAGUUGAGGAACUUCACAAAGGCAUGAGGCUCAAGUACAAACACGACAAUAGUGAACACUUUAGAGACAAAUUUGCUUUAACAGUAUCCGAUGGAAGACACGAAGUUAAAAAGCUUUGCAAUAUUUCGAUUAGAGCUUUGAAUGAUGAAGGACCAGAAAUUACAAAGAACGCUGGACUGCAGUUAGAAUAUGGAGACUUUGCGAUGAUAUCGAGCGCAUCACUACAAUCCUCUGAUCCAGACAACAGCGAUAAUGAAGUGAUAUACAUUUUGAUGUCUGUUCCAAAGAAAGGUUCACUGCAAUUUUGCACAGAUCCAUUUUCACCAACACGUAUCUCGGAAUGCAGGGAUAUGAUGGUCGGUCAAAACUUUACCCAACAUGACGUGGACAUGAACAGAGUGCGAUACAUCCACACGACAAGUAUGGGCAAUACAGAGACAGAUAGUUUUCUGUUUUUGUUGACGGAUGGAACCAACAGACGACAUGUAGAAACAUUUGAAAUCAGAAUAAGAAAUUCAAAGAAAAGCAACUUGGCAGUUUUCAAUAAAGGGUUACAAGUCAGAGAAGGGGAAAGAACCUCAAUUUCCACAAAUAACUUAAGCGCAUCUGAUGAAAGCACAAAGGCUGAUGAAAUAGUUUUUGCAAUAACACAAAGACCAAGAUUGGGACAAAUUGAAUUCAUCGAUAGACACCUCACAAGUAUAAAUAGCUUCACACAGUUAGAUUUAGCUUCCCGAAAGGUUGUAUAUAAUAAUUUAAACAAAGGCGAUAACACAGAGGACGUAUUCAAGUUCACCGUAACCAACGGACUAAGCCAAGCCAAAGAUGGCGAAUUUAGGAUAACAAUCGAACCUCUUGACCGUGUCCUUCCUUCACUCAGGGUGAACAGUCUAAUUGAAGUAACACAAGGAGGUGAGGUUGAGUUAUCUCCCUUGUUGCUUAAAGCCCAAGAUCCCGACACUGCCAGCACGAACGUAACAUUCAUUAUCGCUAAACCACCGACAUACGGCCGUCUGUAUAACAGAGGAAUCGUUAUUACCAGGUCCUUUACUCAGAGCGAUAUCAAUUUUGGGUUCAUUACUUACGAAACAGAUGGAUCUCAUGCCGGUUUGGACAACUUCCUUUUCAACAUAUCUGAUGGUAAACACGCGGGUUUCUUGGUGAAUGGAACACUUCAGACAAAGCCUGUUAUCUGCAGCAUCUUUAUCAAACCUCUUGUCAACGAUGCUCCAAAAUUACUCAUUCUGAAACAGCCGGACACAUUAGAAUUCUUUGGGAACGACCGUUACGGUUUCCGAAUAACCAACAGAAACCUAAAAGCUAUCGACUCCGAUUCAACCAGUUCCCAGUUAACAUACAACAUGAUUAAGAAGCCACAAUAUGGUCAUGUUGAGAAUGUCAAAACAAAAAGAUACGUAAGGCGAAGGUUCACGCAGAAGGACGUGGACGAGAGUAGUCUUCACUAUAUAGUCAACCAGAGGAAAGCACACACCAAUGACAGCUUUACCUUCAGUGUGACGGACAGCAGGGGAAACAUUCUUAACAAUCAGAGGUUCGAAAUGAAGUGGUCGAGGAUUGAAUUCUUAAGAAAACAGAUAAUAUCAUGCGAAGAUAUAGGUACACUCACAAUUACUUUGAAACGGACUGGUGACUUGCAACAAAUCUCUUUUGUUGGAAUUAAGAUAAGGGAUAUGUCUGCAAAAAGUGGACUCGACUUCUUCCCAAGCUCGGCCAAACAAGUCCAGUUCAAUCCAGGAAUGAACCAAGCCACGUGGGACAUAAGAAUAGCUGCAGAUAGUUUAAUGGAGAAUAGCGAGAAAUUCCAAAUCUACUUGGAAGAACCUAUCAACGCUGUACUUGGAAGAAGAACUAAAAUGAACAUUCAUUUAAUCAAUGCAGAAAACGGUGAAUGUCCACAAUACCUUGGGAUGAUCAGCAAAAACAAUAAAGAUGUGGUUGACCUUGAAGAGACAAUAACACCCAUUUCUAAUAAAAAGAUAGAUACAAAAUUAUCCUUCAAUACCUUUUCGGGGCUUGGAACAAUCAAAGAAAAUCCCCUGGAUAACGCCUACAACACUGAUCCCGACUCAACACCGUCCAAAUCAUCUCUUUCAUCAUCAAAAAAAUCAAAGACAAUCAAAAAUUCCGAAUUAAAUGAAGUAUUACCAACUAAAAGAAAACAAAAGAAAAGAAAGAGAAAAGGUCGAAAGCGGAAGAAGAAAAGGAACGGAAAGAUCAAGAAGUCCAAUUCACUGAGUCAGAAAGCGGAUUCCAUAUUUCCUCUGUCAUCUUCGUCUCUAAGAAUUCAGGCUCCACAAAAUUGUACCAGAACAACAAAAAAUCUGUUACAUUUUGAUUCGUUUACACAAAGAAUGUAUAAAUGUGACGGUUAUAUUUGGAGGGUGUGGGAUUCUGGGAGCCCUGAUGAGUCUGCAAUCAGUUCUAUCCCUGCCCCUUCUGUCUGUCUCAUUGGGGAAUUCUUUGAGGGCCGUUGCUACAAGUUUUUCAAGGAAAGAAAAACCUGGGAAGAAGCAAAGAGACACUGUAAUUCCAUAAAUGCCAUCCCCUCAACCCUUACACCGGUGCGAUCUAGAGCGCACUAUCAAUUCCUGGUUAAAUUAGCCGGAAAAACGUCUUUCUGGAUCGGUUUGAAUAAUAAACAGGCCCCCCGAGACUGGGAGUAUCUCAGGGAUGGAUCAUCUAGUAUACCUCUCUUAAGUUACACCAACUGGGGCAAGAACCAGCCUCAAGUACGGGGCAAACGUGACAGAAGAAACUGUGUUCUAGUUAAUAAACGCCGAAAAUGGAAGAACAAAUCUUGUACUAAAAACAGUAAAAGAUUCAUUUGCGAAGGAAUUCCUCACCAAAAAUUUCCAUCCCAGCAGUUUUCAGUUUCGGACCAGCCUAGACGACAACGAGGCAGACGACGGCGGCGCUUCCGGUGGAGUAAUUGAGUCCAAGAACCAGUUUAAAGGAACACUAAAUGAGAUUAAAAAACACUGGGGCUUGUCUCUUAUAGUGUAGAGAAUGCCCUUUAUUCUGACCCAGUAUCUGUCAGGGCAAGAGGCUAUUGUAUCUUAAAACAAUAAUGAUGAGGCACGUUACCCGAAUGAUAAUAUUCAGACGUCUGCCACUCUGAGUAGCAGUGGGGAAAUUAUAAUAACUUUUUCAUGAGUUUGUAAUCAGCUACAUUGGCAGAUGUCAUUUCAAGCAGAUUUAUUGCCUUAUGUUUACCUUUCAUUUCAAAAACAUAGAUAAUGAAAUGGAUAGCAUACCUACUAAGCAUAAUAAGCUAGGUCAAAUGACCACCACAUAAAUUGUGCAAUCUGGGGCAAUAAUAAUGGUGUGAACUAUUAACACUGAAACUAUCUGCUUUGUUGUUAUGUUUGAAUUUGUAUCAUUGUUAUAGUAAUUAAUUAGAAAAUAUAGUUUUAGUUAUAAAUAGUUGGUACUAUGUACUGCUAGCAUAUUGUUUCAGUGAUAGCAGAUUCUUGUACUUUAAAACUUGUGCUGGUAUAAAUAUACCAUAAUUUAGUAGUAAUAGUCCACUCAUGAUGUAGUGUUAAGAAAAAAUUACCUGAUUUCCACAGCUUUAAUUUGUUUAUUUUUAUAUAUAUAUAAACAUAUUCUGCCCUUAUGUUUUGACAUAAGCCUAUUUUAAAUGAAAUGACAUGAUUUAUAUAUUUAUGUACCACCAAACCAGACAAUGCAUUUUAAUACAAUAUAUAGUUCCACUCAUAUAGAAACUGUGCUAUUUUAUAACAUUUGUUUUUGUUGUAUAUAUUAAUUGCUGUAUAUUAAAUAUAUAUUUUUUAUUCUUUAGCAGCAUGUUUUAACAUGUAGAAAUCCAUUGGUCUGGAAUCAGAUUACAUGCUUGUUUGUUUAUAUGUAUAUUUUAAAUAUUAAAAAUUAUGGGGUAAAUGAAUUGUUAACUUAAUCCUGAAUUCCUUACUGUUGAAAUACUAGUAUUGUGAUGUUAUGGCUGUGGUUUACAUUUCUUAUCAUCUACUUUGUCAUGACAUGCUACUAGUAGAAAUUAAAUAUUUAGAAACAACAA